UGGGCAGAAGGGCCUGUUUCCACACUGUAACACUCUAGGACUCUAUUGUACAUGGGGUGGCUGGAGGGAGGAUGCUUGGCCCACAGUGAGCUGUUUGCUGUUUUGGUGCCAGCAUGCCACAGUGACACUAUUGCUAUACCUUGGAGAGGGACCAAGCAUUGUUUAAAGUGUCUGGAACCUGAGGGAUGAUAAUGGUGGAGCAGGUAUACGCCAGACUUUGCGGUGCUGAUGUGGGUCGAUGUGCGAUUGAUCCAAUUUUCAGCUGAUUGCACCUGUAUAUGGACACGGUUGCCAUGGAAACCGGCAGCAGUGCGGAGACGGCUGGAACAAAGGCUUUGUCUCCUGGCCGUGGGGAAGUUGCUAGAGGGAUCCAGACCCAGGGAGCAGCUGUUCCCGCACCGUACGACUGUGCUGAUGCCACUGACACCGAGCAAUCUUCCGGGAAGCUGAGGAAAACGGCAUUUAAGCUGUUUGGAGGACGGAAGAGCAUUUGCACACUACCGAGCUUUUUCACUAUUAAGAACAAAGGACAAGUAAAGGGAUUCUCCAAAAAGGGAGUCGCUAAAAGCAAAACUCUCAAUGGCAUAAGUGAGGUGGCUUUGGACGUUAACCAAAAAGAAGGGCUCGAUACCGCGUGGAGUGGAUGCAAUGAUUCGUCCAGCUGGAGCUCCGUGGCGUCGAGAACCUUGCGCGGCUCAAAGAGCGAGCACUGUGCACUUGACAACAAUGUCCAGUGCGACUUCCGCAAAAGUGAAUCCCUAGAGUCGGAGAACACUGAAUGCUCCGUUCCCAAGCGAGGCGCUGACAAGCCCCUGGCUGAGCGGAGGUCGAAGAAGGGCCUGAGGGGUCUCUUUAACAGCAUCAGGCGUCACAGAAAGAACAAAGCUGUUGAUUCGGCUAAAGGAGAUCCACAGGGCAGUAACCAUGCUGCUGCCGCUGGGGUUCUUGCACACGCAGAACAAACGACGGCACACCGAGGAGUGGGGGUCGAAUAUAAGAAGGGUUUGGUGGAACUGAAUCUGAAGCCUUCAUGUAAAAUGAACUGUGCAGGAACAGGUGACUCUGUGGAUAAAGCUGAAACCGCAAACAGGACAAGUCCUUCCCCUGAAUCAUGUGCUUUCAAAGUCGAUAAACCCUCCAGAAAUAAGAGGAGUGAGUUAGAGACAUCGGGUACAGAGGUAAGGAAAAUCAAUGUCGGUGAAUGUAAGGGACAAAAUAAGAAGCCUGGUGGUGCUAUUUCUAAUCUGAACUCCAGUUUUGGUAGCAUGCCUGAUAUUGUAAAACCUACUUGCAUAGAUCGUGACCCGCCAUCUGUGCACUCUUUUGAUCAGGCCAGCUUGAUUUUUGGUGAUGUGACUUCACUGAAGAGCUUCGAUUCCCUGACGGGUUGUGGGGAUAUUAUUGCCGACCACGACGACGACAGUAUUGCCGAAAGCACGGUGUCGGGAGAGAGGAGCAGAGCGGCGGGGAAACGGAGCUCUUGCUUGGUCACUUAUCAGGGUGGCGGGGAAGAAAUGGCAACUCCCGACGAGGUGGAGGAUGAGUAUCUUAAAGUGCUGUGGGAGAAAGCGACAGGGACGGGUGCCAUGUUUGACAGCAGCCAGAAUAUAGCCGAGGAUGGCGGCGAGUGCCUGCGGUCACCCAGUGAUGCAGAGCAUUCGGCCCUGCAUAUUAACUUGUCGGAUCCUUGUUCGCUGCGUGGGAUCACCGAUAGUGCAAUCAACAGCAGCGAACUGGUGACGCCGCAGAGCGACCAUCAGGAAUCGGCGCCGAACAGCGAUGAAGGUUAUUACGACUCCACCACCCCAGGGCAUGAUGAGGAAGGAGGAGACAGUAUUAGCGAAAGCAAAAAUGACCGACUUCCAAGGGACAGCUACAGUGGCGACGCCUUGUAUGAACUCUUUGAGCAGAAUGAUAGUCUUAUAAACUCCCCUCCAAGUGAUGAGCAUUCUUUGGAAACCAAGCCACCUUCUUUGGGUGCCUCACUUACAUCCAUUUUAAGUUUUUCUUUACCGGUGGACACAAAUGUCCCUUGUAUUCCAAGUAAGCAAAGCAUUAUGAUUCCUUCCGAACAAGAGAAAUUUUAUUUUAUUCAGGAAGAUGAAAUCAAAUUAGAUCACCUACAGCAGCAACUAACAUGUUGGGAGUCGGAUGGGAAAAUGAUGUUCGUGAAAGACCCAUCCAUGAGGGGAAAGGAAAGAUUCUCGGGUGAUCUACUUGAGACUGAAUUUAGUAAAACGGGCUCAGAUGCUGUGGGCGUCAUUGCUAAAAAUCAGCAAACUGCUGUGAACACAGAACCACUUAUUUCAAGUAACGUGAGCAAAAAUGGGAAGACAAAAGUUGAGUACCUGUCUGAGGCAGCUGAUGGGCAGAACUGGGCGAAACUCCAAAGAGCCUGUCCAAAGGAAAAUGAUAAUAAAUACCUGAUGUGUAAGCGGAACAUGUGUGAGAACUACAACAUAUCAAAACCUCACAAUAUAUCAGGAGCAGGCUAUACACAAGAAUACAGCAAUGAAAACUGUGGUAAGUGGGGUCAAGAAGUGAAAAAUUGUGAGGAUCAAAAUAUGAAGAAAAUAGUCCAGAACAAUGGAAUGGUUGAUGGUUUAAGUGAAAGUUCCUCUGACUAUCGAGAGAUGGGAAAGGCUGAGGAGAAUUUUGAACAAGCUAUCAACUACUCGCAGGCUUUAGUUGAAUUCACUGCCAACAGAAAACUUUAUCCCAAUCUUUCUGAAAGCCUUGGGAAUUCUGACUCUGGGUCGCUGGCAGAGGAUAUGCAUGCUCUGCCGGCGAUGGUAACGUUUGACGUCGUUGAUGUUGAGAACGAGGAAGAAUGCGACCAGCAGAGUGAAAUGGUCACGGACGAAGAGAUCUCUGCAUCUUACGAGGCCUUUGAUGACAGUUACUUGGAGAAAGAUCCCUACCACCAUUGCGACGACAGAAUGUUUCAGAGCUGUGCCCAGAAUUCUUCGCUUGCAGUUUGUUGGGGAGUUGCCAGUCUUCCAAGGCACAGUAGCCUUUACAAACUAAAUCCUUCAUUGCCUUCUCCAUUAUCACUUAGCAAAAGGAGCAGGUCCCUAGACACCGACAGCUUGGAAUCUGAACUCACUGAUUUGUAUCUGUCAAAGGUCACUGCAACAUCAAAGAGCACCCCGCAGUCUCCUGAUGUUCCUCCCUAUGAAUGGGAUGGCAGGAAAGCUUCCGCUUGUCACUGGCUUGGCAAAAGAACUGGUCCGCUGGCUUCCUCGGAAGCCCCAGAGGCUGUAUAUGACUUGCGACGGUCGGGGCAGCAACUGGUCCAAUACAGGGAGGAACCUGUGUCUUUGGAGAAGAAAAAAGCAGCAUUUAAUUCUUUCUGCCCCUCAGAGUCAGACUUGGAUAAGCUGCAUUCUAAUCAGUCUGGAGAUUUGAGUUUACAAUGUAAAUCUAAUUCAGUUAAACAGACAGCUCAACACCAGUCUACUAGUAAAAGGAAUCUGGAACCUGUAAUUAAGAAUAAAAUGCCUCACAAUUCAAGGAAAUUGGUUAGGCCCUCUCACCUUCCUUUGGAAAAUGAUGAUUGUGUGUUGCAGACUGGUUCUUUUAGUUCUUCAAGGGAAAAUACUAAUGGCAAAGGGGCAUGUGUUUCCUUAAAUGAAAAGGGGGGAGGAGGAUUUCUGUAAAAUUGCAUCCUUGGCCCACUAUUCCGAUUCUGAAUGUGAACUUGCUGGUAAAGGAUGUGGGUCUAUAGAAAUUCCUCGGGUGCUGUCUCCCUUUCACUUAAACAAGACAAAUUCUGAGGCUCAGUCUGGAUUCUACUGGGCACCAAACAGCUGUCAAUAAUAUCAUGUUUAAAGGAAAAAAAGUGUCCUUGCUAUUUAACUUCCUGGAAUAAAAGCACUACACAUGGAUGUGUAAUUUUUUUAACCUACUGUGUGGCAGGGAGCAUGACGAGAAAGAGUUAUGCUGCCUGUUUUUCUUUUUUUGUUAUAUUACCAAUUUGUAAAUUCAGCUAUGUUUUGUAUUCACCAAAGGCUUUGGAUAUUAACUUUUCGAAAAAAAAUGUCUUAGUGAACCAGUAAUUGUAGCAUUUUGUUUAGAAUGUGAAUUGCAUGAUUU
Amblyraja radiata (thorny skate) is the source of this 4095-nucleotide messenger RNA. It is a transcript of the gene amer1, whose product is annotated as APC membrane recruitment protein 1. Gene Ontology annotation, cellular component: plasma membrane. The transcript is spliced from 2 exons. The record is from RefSeq and is a predicted model, not a curated record. The coding region runs from base 279 to 3659 and encodes 1126 amino acids. Gene Ontology annotation, biological process: regulation of canonical Wnt signaling pathway. NCBI's taxonomy places the organism in Eukaryota, Metazoa, Chordata, Chondrichthyes, Rajiformes, Rajidae. Gene Ontology annotation, molecular function: beta-catenin binding; phosphatidylinositol-4,5-bisphosphate binding.